AUGGAAACAAAGAAAAUCAUAGGUUUAGGAAGUCCAUUACUAGAUAUUUAAGCAGAAGUUCCUGCUGAAUUCUUAGAGAAGUAUGGAUUGACACUUAAUAACACUUAUUUUGCAGAAGAGAAACAUUUGCCAUUAUAUGAAGAAUUAAUUAAUAUUCCUACCACUCUCAUGUUCCAGGAGGUAAAUGAUAAAUUUAACUUAUUUUUAGGAUCUGCACUUAAUACAAUAAGGUUAGCAAGAUGGAUGGCUUAAGCAGGUUAAGAUUAAGUCAAAUUUAUUGGUUGUGUUGGAAAAAAGGACAAAUUUGCUAAUAUGUUAAUUGAAGUGACCAAUA
Molecule: messenger RNA, 334 nt
Organism: Paramecium sonneborni
Lineage: Eukaryota; Ciliophora; Oligohymenophorea; Peniculida; Parameciidae
Source: the annotation of a GenBank genome assembly